Paramuricea clavata is the source of this 1986-nucleotide messenger RNA. The record is from the annotation of a GenBank genome assembly. NCBI's taxonomy places the organism in Eukaryota, Metazoa, Cnidaria, Anthozoa, Malacalcyonacea, Plexauridae.
AUGCCUCCAAAAGAACGAAAAAAUCGAUUUAAAAUUAAAUGUUUAGAAUGUGGUGUUGAAAUGGAUUUUGAUUACAAGAAAAAGCAUAAUUCAAAAAAACACCAUGAUUUGCAGAAAGAGCGUAAAGCUAUUCGCUACGAAGUAGUUGGGGCGCCCAAAAAUCCGUUUGACACAGCCGCUCGGAAAGUUACCGUUGUUUCGACGAAACUGACUGCUGAAAGUGCGGACACAGAGACUAAGAACAAAGAAAAUACGGACAGUGUGAGCUCAGAUGAAGAUAUUCCCUCAACAUCAAGAGAAGAAGAAGUACCAUCAUUCGUGAGUGAUGCGCGUGACCCAGAAUUAGAAAUAUCCAUAGAAAAACGAGGUUGGAAUAAAAUCGAAAACGAACCGGAUCAAACAAUCCAAGAAGCAAAGAAGCAGAAAAUAGAUAAGGAUUCAAUAAGUGAUGUUCUCGUCGAAACUAACACCCCGGACUUUCCAGAAGAUGACAUAAGCAGUGCUGCCAGUACAUCGUCUCAUUCAUCAUCGAACUUUCAGUUUAAUGACCCUAUUCAACCCAUGCUAUCGUUGGUAAGUCAUCUUCAAUUCACUUUCAUAAAUUUAUGUCUUUAACGUCUUGGACUUUGUAGAAUUUUGGAAGAAAUGUAGGCAUAGUGUAAAUCCUUGUAAUUUUAUUAAGAUGAUGGACCUGAGCAGUCAACAAUAGAAGACCAUGAAUUAGCGGGCAUGUUGGGAGAAAUUCUGGAUGUGCUAAAAGAGGCCCAAGAUUUGCACGAAUCGUUCGCGUCGGAAGAUUAUAGCCAAGAUGUAUUUAUUUCAACUAUCGAGAAGUUUGUGUCAGAUUUGAAAGAAAAAUGUCACUUGUUAUUGUCAUCAUCAAAAGAAGCUUUAACUUGUGAAGAAAACGUUCUGAAGCAAACGUUGGAAAAAUCAGUUGAAGAGGAGUCUUCUAUCGUGACAAACGAUCCAGCAGAACGUAUUGGGGUAAAGCUGAAUGAGUCACAAAAGAAUUUUCUAAUAGCCUUGGGACCUUGUCAGCCGAUUCUUGAAAGUUAUCCAACGAACCAGACAAUCGCUAAAUCGAAACAAAAUUCGUUUACAUCAAAAUGGUACGAAUCAAUGCCUUUUUUGGAAUACAGUCCAACUCUGGAUCGAGCUUUUUGUUUUGCCUGCAGCCUGUUCGGGGAGGGUCCUGGGACAUCAUGUUCAUGGACAAAAGAUGGAGCAAACCGCUGGGAUAAGAUGAAAGGCCGGGGGAAAAGCAAGCAAGGAAAACUGGUACAGCACUUCACUAGUGCAGCUCAUAAAGCAUCGGUUGAUCGGUUCGAUAUUUUUUCAAAAAGAAGAUGUAGCAUUAUCUAAAAAGAAGAUGUAGCAUUAUCUAAUGCGAGAAAGCAAUUACUUGCCCAAGAAGAGCGGGAACGUCUGCACAAUAGAGAAGUUAUUAAAGUUAUUCUAGAUUGUUGUAGAUACUUGUCAAGACAAGCCCUUGCUUUUCGUGGUGGCGAUGAUGAUCUCAAUGGAAACUUUAGACAAUUAGUAAACCUAUUGUCACGCUGGAUUCCUUUUCUAAAAACCUGGUUGACCACAGCCCAUUUACGUCCAAACCGUGUCACUUACUUGAGUGGUAAAUCCCAGAAUGAAUUGAUCAACCUUUUAGCAGUUGAAGUGCGCAACAUUUUAACAGAACAAAUACGUUCUUCGGCUGUUUACGCUGUACUUGCUGACACAACACCCGAUGUUGCUCAUGCCGAUCAAAUAUCUUUAAUUAUACGCUAUGUGGACGCAGAGUUUCGCAUCCAAGAACGGCUUCUCAAAAUAUCAGAGAUCUCUUCUAAAACCGGUGAUGGAUUUUCUCAAAAGGUUCUAGCAAUGGUAACAGAAUUGGGUAUUCCCCAUGCUGGUAUACGUUUUCAGUGCUAUGAUACAUGCAACAGCUUCGAUGUCCGGGGUUUACAAUGGGGCACAAGCGAAGUUAAGUGA